UGAAAAAAUGUCACGUGAACAUUAUGUAAUUUCUGGUGUAAACUUUGAUGUUCAUAAUGUAGUAAGAUUCAAAUACAAUCAAAAUUUAUCUCGAACGUAUAUAAUUAAAAAAUUUUAAAAAAAAAUGGCGUAGCCGAUGCUUCAUUAUUGCUAAGACGAGAGUAGAGAUUGCUUAAAGACUUGUACUUUGUUUGUAGAAAUUGUACCUUUCCCUGGCAUCAGUAUUUUCCCACUAUAUUCCUCGUUCCACUCUUUACAUAUCACACCGCUGACAAGAUCCAUACUAUACUCAGCAGCUCAAUUGAAAAUGUCAGCUACUUUGAAUUCUCCGCUAUCCUGUGCGAUCUCAUCUUCCUUCACUCUUCAGGAGAGGAAAUUGCGAUUGGCCGCUCAAUUGGCAAACACAAGUAUCAUAUUUAGGCCUCGUCGAUGUUUUCCUUUAAUCCGAGCUUCUAGUGGUUCCUCUUCUUCUCUCGACACCGGUUUGAGCACUGAAUUGGAUGCUGUCACCAGUUACAGUGAGAUCGUCCCCGAUACUGUCAUUUUCGAUGACUUCGAGAGAUUUCCACCAACAGCUGCCACUGUCAGCUCCUCGCUCAUCUUGGGUAUCUGCAGCCUCCCUGACACUAAAUUUAGGAGUGCUGUUGAUACUGCAUUGGCAGAUUCAAAAUGCUACGGAUUAGAGAGCUCCAGUGAUCGCAUGUCUUGUUUCUUUAACCAGGCAUUAGUGAAUGUUGGUGGUGAUCUUGCAAAGUUUGUGCCUGGUCGUGUUUCUACAGAAGUAGAUGCUCGUCUUGCAUAUGAUACUCAUAGCAUUGUUCAGAAGGUGUACAAGCUCCUAGAAUUGUAUAGUGAAGUUGGCGUGGCUCCAGAGAGGUUGUUGUUCAAAAUUCCUGCGACUUGGCAAGGGAUUGAGGCAUCAAGAUUACUGGAGUCUGAGGGCAUUCAGACACAUAUGACGUUGGUCUACAGCUUUUGUCAAGCUGCAGCUGCAGCUCAAGCUGGUGCUUCUGUCAUUCAGAUAUUUGUUGGUCGCCUUAGGGAUUGGGCUCGCAACCAUACUGGUGACCCAGACAUAGAAACUGCUCUUAGAAAAGGAGAGGACCCUGGGUUGAUCUUGGUGACAAAGGCCUACAAUUACAUUCACAAAUAUAAACAUAAAUCAAAACUAAUGGCUGCAGCAAUUCGCAACAAACAGGACGUCUUUAAUCUUCUAGGGGUUGAUUACAUUAUCACCCCAUUGAAGAUAUUGCAGUCUCUAAAGGAAUCUGUGACACCUCCUGAUGAGAAAUACUCUCUUGUCAGAAGGCUAUCUCCACAAUCUGCUGCCACCUACAAUUUUAGUGAUAAAGAGAUUGUGAAGUGGGACCAAUAUAGCUUUGCCUCGGCAAUGGGACCUGCAGCGGUGGAGCUUCUCACUGCUGGAAUGGAAAGCUAUGUUAAUCAAUCAAAGCGGGUUGAAGAAUUGUUUGGGAAGAUGUGGCCACCCCCAAAUGUGUAAAUUAAUAUCAUGAGAAAUCCACAAGACAUUGCCCACAUAAAAUAAAAGUGUCCACACCAAACCCAGCAUCUCCAUGUUGAAAUCUUUUGUUUGCUAUCCUUGAUGCAAUGUCCUCUACAAAGGUACCUGUUUUGUUUUGGUCUUAUGAUCUCAUUUGUGGAAUAGGUAAUGUGGCUUGUGGGUUAUUUUA
Molecule: messenger RNA, 1691 nt
Organism: Olea europaea var. sylvestris
Lineage: Eukaryota; Viridiplantae; Streptophyta; Magnoliopsida; Lamiales; Oleaceae
Product: transaldolase
Exons: 13
Coding region: 308-1501 (397 amino acids)
Biological process (GO): pentose-phosphate shunt; carbohydrate metabolic process
Cellular component (GO): intracellular anatomical structure; cytoplasm
Molecular function (GO): transaldolase activity
Source: RefSeq, a predicted model, not a curated record